Molecule: messenger RNA, 1203 nt
Organism: Sebastes umbrosus (honeycomb rockfish)
Lineage: Eukaryota; Metazoa; Chordata; Actinopteri; Perciformes; Sebastidae
Product: C-type lectin domain family 4 member M-like
Exons: 7
Coding region: 164-1018 (284 amino acids)
Source: RefSeq, a predicted model, not a curated record
UGCCGGUCAUGAUCACUCACUCACAGUUGGUUUCUCUGUCUCUGAAACCAAACGAAAGUGCACUCGCAAUAACCCGCAUUAGAACCUCCGCGGUGGUUUGAUGGUUUUAUGUUUCUGUCUUUGAGAUAACGUGAAUGCUGUCUAUGAGGAACCUGAUAAGAUAAUGGAGGAAGAAGUGAAUUAUGUGACAGUGGCUUUCAAGACUAAAGAUAUUUCUACAUAUGGGAAACAAAACAACCUGGAAAUAAUCUAUGAUGAUGUGGGGGCAUGGGAAACAAAUCCUGCCAUACCAGAAAAUGAAAAGAAAGCUCCACUGGGCACUCUGCUUCAUCUGGUGGCAGCAGGUUUGGGGAUUAUUUGUGUCAUCUUGGUGCUCGUCAUCAUCGCAGUCAGUGUCCACUUCAACACGGUCAUGUCAGAGCAGCACAGAGAAAACAUCAACUUAACAGCACAGAAUCUGCAGCUGUGGACAGAAAAGACCGACAUGGAGAGACAGACAGAAGAGCUCACCAGACAGAGAGACGGACUCAACUGGACCGUCGGAGUCAUCCUGGAAUACGAGUACUUCUCAGUGAAUACACACUGCCCACAGAAAGUGUGUAAACCUUGCCUGGACGGCUGGGUGCUGUUCCAGUCAAACUGUUACCUGUUUUGGACAGCUGAUUACUCUUAUUAUUGGAGGACUUGGCAGGGAAGCCGCGUUGAAUGCAGUCACAUGAAAGCAGAUCUGGUGGUGAUUGAAAGCCAGGAGGAACAGGAAUUCAUCAAUAACCACAUGAAAGACUACUCUGAUGACAAUCACGGCUAUUGGAUCGGCUUAAGCAAGACGGACACGUGGAAAUGGGUAGAUGGAAGCAACGUCACUCUGACGUACUGGAAAACACAACGACCUGGCUACAGAGGGUCUUGUGCUCUAAGUCAGCCACGAGCAGAUCCUCUGGCCAACUGGCAUAAGGCGAGCUGUGACAUGAAGAACCGCUGGAUCUGUGAAACAAGAGCUUUGAUCAAACCGGAUUAGGAAUCAGCUUAAUUAUCAAAAUUGGUUAUUUAACAUUUAAGAAAUAUGUCUAUCUACUAUUGUCAAAACUGAUUCUGUUUUUGUUUUUUUUAACUAAAGAUGUAAGCAGUGCACAUUGUUGUCUUUUUCUAAUUUAUUGCAAAUAUCCAUUUCUACAAAUGUUGCACCAUCACCUUUGAGUUAUA